Molecule: messenger RNA, 978 nt
Organism: Arabis nemorensis
Lineage: Eukaryota; Viridiplantae; Streptophyta; Magnoliopsida; Brassicales; Brassicaceae
Source: the annotation of a GenBank genome assembly
AUGAGUAGCAAGAUGGCUUUUGCUUUGUCAAGCCCUCGACUUUUCUCCGCCGUUUCUCGCAAACCCACCACUUGUUUCUCUCCUUCUCCUCCGUCGUCGUCGUCUUCGAGGACACAAUUGUCUCAGCUCAGCAAUGGAAGAUCGAUCUCCAUCAAAAAAAAAUUCUUUUUACUGCCUGCAAAAGCCACCACAGAACAAUCAGGUCAAGUUGGAGGAGACGACAUUGAUAGCAAUGUUCUGCCUUACUGUAGCAUCAACAAGGCUGAAAAGAAAACAAUUGGCGAAAUGGAACAAGAGUUUCUCCAAGCGAUGCAAUCUUUCUAUUACGAUGGCAAAGCGAUCAUGUCGAAUGAAGAGUUUGAUAACCUUAAAGAAGAGUUGAUGUGGGAAGGAAGCAGUGUUGUGAUGCUAAGUUCUGAUGAGCAAAGGUUCUUGGAAGCUUCGAUGGCUUUUGCUUCCGGAAAUCCGAUCCUGAACGAUGAAGAGUAUGAUAAGCUGAAAUUGAAACUAAAGAUGGAUGGUAGUGAAAUUGUGUGUGAGGGUCCAAGAUGCAGUCUCCGAAGUAAAAAGGUGUAUAGUGAUCUUGCUGUAGAUUAUUUCAAAAUGUUAUUGUUGAAUGUUCCAGCAACCGUUGUCGCUCUUGGACUAUUUUUCUUCCUCGACGACAUUACAGGUUUUGAGAUCACAUACAUCUUGGAGCUUCCGGAACCAUUCAGUUUCAUAUUCACGUGGUUCGCUGCCGUGCCUUUGAUUGUAUAUCUGGCUCUAUCCAUCACCAAACUGAUCAUCAAAGACUUCUUGAUCUUGAAGGGUCCUUGUCCGAAUUGUGGAACGGAGAAUACCUCCUUCUUUGGAACAAUUCUAUCAAUUUCUAGCGGCGGCAAAACCAACAAUGUCAAAUGCUCUAACUGUGGAACCGCGAUGGAGUACGACUCGGGUUCUCGGUUGAUCACAUUGCCAGAAGGAAGCCAAGCUUGA